Fusarium mangiferae is the source of this 1173-nucleotide messenger RNA. RefSeq lists its product as uncharacterized. The record is from RefSeq and is a predicted model, not a curated record. Lineage: Eukaryota; Fungi; Ascomycota; Sordariomycetes; Hypocreales; Nectriaceae. The transcript has a single exon. Bases 1 to 1173 code for a protein of 390 amino acids.
AUGCCACGAGAGUCAAUGACAGUUCCUAUCAUCAGUCCAGCACUGGUCCUAAAACCUCCCGUUCGAUCCUGGGACCUUAUGGCAGACAUGUCCAAAAUCGUCUGGUUUCUCCACCCUGGCUAUCCCGACGGCGACAACACACUCUUGACUCUUCCCUGUCUAGACUCUGGAGGCAUUCAUCAUGAAACUGCACGCAUAGCAUGCGCCAUCUACGCCAAUUGUCGCUGGGAUGGCUAUCUCUCAUCUAGUAAAGACGGUCCAGCCCUCUCUGCUCAGCCUGACGAUGUUCUCCCUUUUGGUCAAUACUACUUUAUCAUCAAAGACGAGCCGCAAUAUCCCGUUGUUCCAUCAUUUGAGCACUUUGUUUGUCCAUCAGAUCUACCUGAUGCAUAUAGCCAAGCGUCCAUCGCUCGCAGUAAAGGCGAUGGUUGUGCCACGCGUGAUGAAACGUGUCGAAUCACGGCAUCGUCUUUCACGUAUGAGACAGCACAUAUCAUUCCCGACUCUCAAAAAGGCUGGUGGAAGAGGAAUAGGAUGUCGCGGUACACAAGCGCGCCUGAUAAGAUUCACAUCACUCGGUGUCCUGAAAACACCAUCCUGAUGCGUCGUGAUCUCCACAAGUUAUGGGAUGAUGGAGAAAUCUGCAUUGUGCCAAAGCGAAACAAGUGGGUAGUUCACGUACUCACGAAUACACCAAAAAUCGAACUCCGAGAAAAAUACCACAAUCUUGAGUUGCAGCCUUUAUCCGGGAUACAAAAGAUAUACCUCCUCUGCCGUUUUGCAAUGGCCAUGUUUUCCAAGAGUCAUUUUCUCAGUGGAGGAAGCAAAAGAAAGUUAAUAUACCUGGAGGAUCUGGAAUCCGGUUCAAAUAUACAUAUGGCAAAAGAAUUCACUAGCAAAGCCAUCGAUGAGAAGUUUGACAAAACCCCUGCGCGAUCGGGGAGUAGGAAUCCCAGUCCAAAGAGGCCCAGAGAUAAUAUUGUAGAUGAAGAGGUCUGUUGGGAAGAAUCGGAUUAUUCCCAAGAGUACCACUCGGAACAGGACGAAGAGGAGGAAAGGAGGGGGCGUUCAUUAAAAAGACGCUGGUCACCGGAUACUUGGGACGAAAUCUCACCGCCGAAAUAUCACAAGACAACAAAUCCCGCAGAGGAGUAUGGAGAAUGUGUCUCCUAG